AUGAUUCGGGGGAAAUCCAGAUUUACGAAAUACAUUGUCGCUGCAUUCGCCAGUUAUAUUAUUCUCACUCUUUUAUUCAGUGGUACGGGAGAGAAGUAUUGGAAACAGGACUGGGUGAAGAUCGCGCGGUCCACGUUGGAGGAUCGGGCGCUGGAGCAUAUUCAAAACGAAACGCUUGGGUUUGAACACAUUUACGCCAUUGGACUGAAAGAACGAACAGAUAAGCGCGAUUUUCUCAACCUCGCCGCGUCGAUAGCCGGGUUUCGGGUCGAAUGGAUAGACGGGGUACACCCAGAGGACAUGAGCGAGAAGGCUCUGCUCAAUGAUAACUUAUUAGCACCAUCCGAGAUAGGAUGCUGGCGCGCUCAUAUGAACGCUUUGAGCAAUAUGGUCCAAAACUCCUACUCAACAGCACUUAUCCUUGAAGACGACGCAGACUGGGACGUUAGCAUUAGGCAACAACUCCGCGAAUUUGCCCGAGGCGUACGCGCGUUAACCAGAAAUGCCAACACGACCAAGAGCGCUCCAUACGGCACCAACUGGGACAUCCUCUGGGUGGGCGGAUGCGCUUCAUCUGCCGCUCCCAACGAGACGCAAUUCUAUGCCAUCCCAAAUGACCCGACCGCCCCCAGUGUCGAUCACCGUGGUACGUGGGGCGGCCCCCUCGACUCAUGGAAGGAGAUUUACCCUGAGACGUCGACUCGUUUCAUUUAUCGGGCCGAUAUGGGCUGCUGCACCUAUGGGUACGCGGUGACCAAGCGAGGCGCAGAGAGGAUCCUAGCAGCCUUAGCGGUCGAUCGGCUCGUGGCUGCAGUGGAUAACUCCAUGGCUGAUAUGUGUGGUGGUAAGGAUGGCCGUUCGCAGAUCGAGUGUUAUGCGCCGUUUCCCAACAUCAUCGGGACGUACAAGGCGGCCGGUCUUGCGUCGAAGGAUUCGGACAUCCGUGAAGGCAGCGACGAGUGGCACGAGGCACAGGCCUGGAAUCUCAUGUACAGCACCCGACUGAAUAUUCAUCGGCUGGUGGCUGGUAGGGAUACUGUUUAUGCCCAGUAUGAUGAGGGUUUUCCUUGGUCGCGGCGCGUGUUGGAUUGGAAGGAGUUCGAGUACCCGAGGGGUUAUCUAGUUUCUUGA
Messenger RNA from Aspergillus tubingensis, 1131 nucleotides. RefSeq names its product putative LPS glycosyltransferase. Lineage: Eukaryota; Fungi; Ascomycota; Eurotiomycetes; Eurotiales; Aspergillaceae. The record is from RefSeq and is a predicted model, not a curated record. The transcript has 4 exons. The coding region runs from base 1 to 1131 and encodes 376 amino acids.